Molecule: messenger RNA, 1527 nt
Organism: Periconia digitata
Lineage: Eukaryota; Fungi; Ascomycota; Dothideomycetes; Pleosporales; Periconiaceae
Source: the annotation of a GenBank genome assembly
CACGUCCCGAGCUUGAAAAUUCACAUUGACGGCAUCCGAUAUCAUGUGACCUUGCACCCGCCACAGAUGACUAGAACUAGCUGCCGCCACAGCGGGGGAAUGAUAUUCCGUUCUUGUGUCCCGCCUUCCCCAACGAGUGAGUGAUUCUAGGUGAAGUAAUAGAGGUUCUGCCUAAUACAUAACUUCCCAUCACCUCCGCCUACUCAUCACCCAACUCAACUCUUGGUCCAUUGCUCAACCCGAGCUUCCAUCCAUUCUUUCCCCCAAAUUUCCCACAACCAGCCCUGAGCGACCAGUCAGCAAACCCCAAUCUCAACUAUCGCCCCCGCCUUCAACCACCCUCGGUCACAACCGUCAACGGUGCACCCAGCCGUCAAAAUGAAGAUCACUUUCAAGGAUCUGAAGCAGAACAAAUUCGUCAUCGAAGCGGAGCCCUCCGAAACGAUUGGCGACCUCAAGGCCAAGAUACAGGCAGACAAGUCCUGGGAAGUCUCACAGCAGAAGCUCAUCUAUUCCGGCAAGAUCCUCCAAGAUGCUAACACCAUCGAAUCAUACAACAUCGAGGAGAAGGGCUUCAUAGUCUGCAUGGUAUCUAGACCCAAGACGACCGCUGCGAGCUCAAGUAAACCACCAUCCACGCCAGCCCCUGCCGCUGCUCAAACUCCUGCUGCGCCCGCUGCUCCCGCGCCAGCUGCCUCUUCGACCAGCGACAAUGCUCCUGGAACCCCUUCACCUGCACCCGCAUCGGCAUCCAAUCCCAAUCAGUUCAAUGACCCUUCAGCCUUGACCAUGGGAAGCGAGCGGGACGCUGCUAUUAGCAACAUGGAGAGCAUGGGCUUUGCCAGGGCAGAUAUCGAUGCCGCUAUGCGCGCCGCGUUCUUCAACCCCGAUCGUGCGGUUGAGUACCUCCUCAAUGGCAUUCCAGAUAGCGCGCGCCAAGAACAGCAACAGGCCCAGGCCGCAGCCGGUCAAACUGGCGGGGCGACAUCUCCCCCACCCGCUACUGCUCCUACUACUACCUCCGGAGGCGACGAACCCGUAAAUCUAUUCGAAGCUGCGGCGCAAGCCGGCCAAGGCGGUCGUGGUGGAGCUGGUGGUGGUCGUGCAGCGGCUACUGGUGGUGCGGCUGGAGCAGGCGGCGCGCUCGGUAGCAAUAGUCUGGAUUUCCUGCGUAACAAUCCGCAAUUUCAGCAACUACGACAGGUCGUACAACAGCAGCCGCAAAUGUUGGAGCCUAUCCUUCAACAAGUUGGCGCAGGCAACCCUCAACUCGCUCAGCUGAUUGCCAACCACCCAGAGCAAUUCUUGCAAUUGCUUGCGGAGGAUGUUGAUGAGGACGCGCCGCUACCUCCUGGUGCCCAGGCUAUCAGUGUCACCGAGGAGGAGCGCGAAGCUAUCGAUCGUCUCUGUCGUCUAGGAUUUGAGCGCGACCUUGUGAUCCAAGCGUAUUUUGCGUGCGACAAGAACGAGGAGCUAGCAGCCAACUUCUUGUUCGACCAGCCCGAAGAGCCGGAUGAUCAACAGUAG